Lucilia sericata (common green bottle fly) is the source of this 488-nucleotide messenger RNA. RefSeq lists its product as uncharacterized. The transcript is spliced from 2 exons. The record is from RefSeq and is a predicted model, not a curated record. The annotation marks the transcript as partial. NCBI's taxonomy places the organism in Eukaryota, Metazoa, Arthropoda, Insecta, Diptera, Calliphoridae.
GUUGUGCUUUCUUAACAUAUUUUACACCAGAUAGCACUACGGCUUCUACCUCACCAACUGCCUUAACAACAACAGCAGCAGCUGCAUCCAUUUUAAAUGAUAAACAAGCUUUAACAGGGAUAUUAUUUAAAGCGAAAACUAUGACCAAUUUAACACCCCGAAAACGGCCUUAUAUGUAUCGACCACAACUCUCUACAGUGACUUUAGUGAAUUCUAUUCCAUAUUGGUUUCAAAGAACUAAAAGUGAUAAAAAGGAUUGCCUUACAUCUCCACCACAACGGCAUCGUUUGCAUCAACAAUCUAUUGAUGAUGCUCUUUCGCGUGAAUUUAGUUUAAAUAAAACAACAUUUAAUACAACAUUUAAUAAUAGAAAACAACAUCAAUGUAGUAGUGAAUUUAAUAAUAAAGCCAGUGUUUCUAAAUUAUAGCAAUUGCAACAAAUUGUGGCAAAACGGAAUAUAAAUUUAUGCCAUGAUCAGUCGUGUGAU